AUGGUGAUGCCCGUUUUUUUGCGCUGCGCACAAUAUUUCGGAUUCGUCUCCACCGAAAUUUCAACCUCGCUCUUACUUUGGCUCAUUCUCACAAAAGCGUCGAGUCGCUUCGGAGACUACAAGUGGCUGAUGCUCUCCUACGCGAUUUACUCGAUCAUUUAUGGAUUUGUGGAAAUUGCCGCUCAACCGGUUAGUUGUUUAGCACGUUGCUUAGCUUUUCACACGUCCUGGCCUAGAGACGUUUAAAAUCUUUCAGACGCUUAGAAAUAGGGUCCCAUGGCCUAGAGAAAUAGUGUGUAAAAUGAAGAGACACAGAGAAAAGGACUGUCAUAACUACCGUAUCACGAUUCAAUCGAUAGUUUUCGGUUACUGUAGGCUACUCCUACGACCCUUCCUUCAUCUCUUGUUUUCAACUUUUCCAGAUAAUGCACGUGGACGGAGCGUGUAUGUUCAUGUACGCCGACAGUUUUCUGAAACACAACAAGACCCUCGGACACCAGCUGACCUCCAUAUAUUGUGCAUCGUUCGGACUGUGCGUCUCACUUCUCGCCACCCAUUUUCUGUAUCGAUUUGUGGCGGUUUGCAGGCAUUUCACACACUUUUCUAUAAUCACACCUAUCAAAAAAAUGUUCAGACCAAACGAUUUGCACCGAUUCGAAGGCGUCAAAUUGUUGAAAUUGUACAUCUUACCCACUUUCGCAAGUGUUUUAUGGUAUUUAGUGUGUGCGUCGUUGGGACCGACACAACUCAAAUCGGAAUACAUGAGGUACACAAAACAGUUGGAGAUUUUGUGAUAUCAACUCUUUCAGGGAUGUGAUCUGGGAGAACUAUCGUGAAAACACGUCCGAAGUUGGCUACAUGGCUGUUUUGUAUUAUGUGAGUGUAACUCGGUUAUUUUCGAAUAUUUUUAGGGAGUUAAAAACGAUUUUGAAAGAUAAUUUCAUGCUCUACAACUUUCUAGUUGAUUAUUUUUCACGAUUAAAACUCUCCGCCGAGGUAUUUGCACUUUUCUGAAACUCAUUUUGUGACAAUUGUAAGGGUCGCGUUUUUGUCGAAAUACUAUAAGACAGAGACAAUUUAACAAAACGUUGUCAAUUGGAAAGUUGUAGAGCUUGAAAUUAUCUGUCAAACUCUUUUUUAACUUUGAAAAAAUAUUAAAAAUUGACAGAGAAACAAUGUUUUUCAGUACACCGAUAAUCUCGGAAACUUGGUGAUUCACUGGUGGGACCUUCUUUGCGUUCUUCUUGUUUUUUGCAUUAUGGUACGUCUACUGAAUGAUUUGUGCUAAUCGAAACGUUUUUCUAGGGAAGCUGUAUAAUGACAAUGUUGACGUGCGGCUGCAAAACGUUUCAUAAAAUGGAUAGUGUCGGCUCGUUGAGCAAAAAAACUAGAGAACUGAACCGACAACUGUUUCGGACUCUUGUUUUGCAGGUUUGUCCGAUUUACACGUUUUUUUUUUGUUUUUUUUGUGCUCGACCCUCUUCAAAAGAAGGAUUAGACACGCUAAAACCCGCCCCAAAAAAAAAAAGACCAGAGAAGCCCGGCCAGUGAAUUGUGAAUUUGCAGACGCUGGUCCCGUUCUGCACAAUGUUCGCCCCGGUUGGAUCCCUACUGAUCGUUCCGAUGUUCUCGAUAAAAAUCGGAAAAGCGGCGAAUAUGCCGAGUAUGUACGCCUCUUUGUACCCGGCUCUCGACGCGUCGAUUGCCAUUCUAAUGAUCCGAGACUUUCGCGAAACUGUACUCUGUAAGCGUUUUUGCUCUGAAUUUUCGCUUAAAUGAAUCGAAUUUUCAGGUCGCCGAAGAUUCGGAAGACGGAAGAACACUGUGAAUACAACGACGGAAUCCACGAGUCACAUGCCUGAAUAA
Caenorhabditis sp. 36 PRJEB53466 is the source of this 1866-nucleotide messenger RNA. The record is from the annotation of a GenBank genome assembly. Lineage: Eukaryota; Metazoa; Nematoda; Chromadorea; Rhabditida; Rhabditidae.